UUGGUCAGUCCCCACUGAUGACCUUGUUUGGUGUGUCUUCUACUCCUGGGGCAGCUCCUGUCUCAACAGCCAACUUUUUGGGAAGGAGGCCACCUGCUGUUGUGAGAAAGAAGGAUGUGUGAAGAAAACGUGUUGGCUGUGGCUUGGGGGCCUUCCUCACUCCUGAAGCCUCCAGGCCAGAAGCUGGCUCUGUGCCUUCAUCCUGCCUGCCACAGUCACUGCCGCCUGUCUCCUAGAUCCCGCUUCUCAGAAGAUGCACUAUUAUAGAUACUCUAACGCCGAGGUCAGCUGCUGGUACAAGUACCUCCUUUUCAGCUACAACAUUGUCUUCUGGUUGGCUGGAGUUGUCUUCCUUGGAGUCGGACUGUGGGCAUGGAGCGAAAAGGGGGUGCUGUCUGACCUCACCAAAGUGACCCGGCUGCAUGGAAUCGACCCUGUGGUGCUGGUCCUGAUGGUGGGCGUGGUGAUGUUCACACUGGGGUUCGCUGGCUGCGUGGGGGCCCUGCGGGAGAACAUCUGCCUGCUCAAGUUUUUCUGCGGUACCAUCGUGCUCAUCUUCUUCCUGGAGCUGGCCGUGGCCGUGCUGGCCUUCCUCUUCCAGGACUGGGUGAGGGACCGGUUCCGGGAGUUCUUCGAGAGCAACAUCAGAUCCUACCGGGACGACAUUGACCUACAGAACCUCAUUGACUCCCUUCAGAAAGCCAACCAGUGCUGCGGGGCAUAUGGGCCUGAAGACUGGGACCUCAACGUCUACUUCAACUGCAGCGGUGCCAGCUACAGCCGCGAGAAGUGUGGGGUGCCCUUCUCCUGCUGCGUGCCGGACCCCGCGCAAAAAGUUGUGAACACACAGUGUGGAUAUGAUGUCAGGACCCAGCUGAAGAGCAAGUGGGACGAGUCCAUCUUCACAAAAGGCUGCAUCCAGGCACUGGAGGGCUGGCUUCCGCGCAAUAUUUACAUCGUGGCCGGCGUCUUCAUCGCCAUCUCCCUGCUACAGAUUUUUGGCAUCUUCCUGGCGAAGACCUUGAUCUCGGACAUUGAGGCAGUGAAGGCAGGCCAUCACUUCUGAGGAACAGAGGUGAGCAAGCAGAGCUGAGCCACGCCAUGGAGGCCAGAGCCCUUCACUCUUGUCAAGUCUACAUCCAGAGGGAGAGAAGUGGACGCACCCAGCCAGAGCCAGCACCCUGUCUUCGGCCUCAGCGUGCCGCGACCUCCCUGUUUCUGUUUGCUGGUGCUGAAGACCGAAGGGCCCCUCUGACCUGCACGGACUUGGGACGGAGACCCCCCCCCCCGGGGUCUACCCAGAGACAGAGAACAUGUCUUUAAGCAGGGGUGGUGACUCUGAGGGACAGAAGGCUCCCGUGGCUGUGAAAAGGGCUUGACUUGGUUCUCCUGGAGACUAAGCGUGUCUGCAGGGCACCCUGGCCUCCCCACUCGUGUCACUGGUGCUGGCCCGGAGGGCAGCCUCGUCUGCUGCGGGUGGGACAUGGGGGCGGGGGGACCCAGCAGACAUGGACGAGGCUUCUCCCAGCAGCAGAAGGACCUGGGGAGGGGAAGGGGCACAGAUGGACCGUGCCAGCAGAGCCUGUGGUGUCUGCACAAGUCGGGGGAUGUUUGCAGGAUCCUCAGCCAUGUCCAAGUAAGCCUGAGCCAUGUGUGGACGGUGCCCCGGAGCGCCCCCUCCGCUGCCCCACCAGGGCGAGACCCGCCUCCAGCUUCGACAGCGAUGUGCCCGAUGGCACGGGGGGAGGGGGGCGUGGGCAGGGUUCUCCUGAGUCGGCUCUCCCUCUCUGAAAGUGUGUAAAUAGUUUAUUUAUAGGGAUAAGAAUGUUCUCACACCGUUUCUUCAUUUCCUCUGGCAUUCCCUCCAAGCAGCCUUACACGGUGUCUGGGACUGAAGCCAUCCCUCUCAGUUCCCUUGAGUGUCUCAAGAACCAACCCCAUCACUUCCCCUUUUCAUGCCUCACAGCCCAGGUGCACACGUGCGCUCCCCCUUCCUCUGUGUACCCCCAGCUCACAUGCACCCACUCCCCUCCCCAGCUUGGCCUCGCCGGCUUCUGGUCUUGGUGCUACUGAAACCGCCACCCGGAACUUGAAUCCUGACACACACACACCACCCCCCCUCCAAGGCAAGGGCCAGAGACGGCCAGCCUGGAACCUGUGACCAGGGCUCCUGUCGAGGCCACAUGCUAAGGGCCGCUGGUCGGCCUGGCAUUUGCCUCUCCCUGGAGAGCGGACCUGCAGCUGGGCCCCUGUGUGGAGCCGGAGACCCCAGCCUGCAGCUGUGUAGAAGCUCGGGAUGGUUCUUUUUUUUGGCUAACCUUUGUGAUGACCCCCCUCCGCUGUCCCCAGUCAGGAUGUCUGUGGUGAUCAUGUCCACCCUCCCUGGCAGGGCUGUCCUGGGGCUUGCUCUCGGAAAUGAAGUCUGUCUUAUGUACCAAAUGGUUUGUGCGUCUUUGGCUGGGCUCCUCUCUUAACGCUUCUCUGGAUCUUGUACCAGUUCUGUCCUCGUCAUUCAGGGAUUGAGUGCUACCUUCACUGACUUGCCGAAGUGUACAUGCUAGUGUGGUGUAUACUGGUGGGUGUUUGUUGAUGAUGUUAUGAUUUUUGUUUUUGUUCUUUUUUUUUUUUUCCUUUACAAUUUUCUCUGUAGACUAGAGGAAGAAGAAUGCUUGUGUUUUCAGGAAGUAUGAUGCUUUUCUUUGACUGCCAAACUCUUU
This is a messenger RNA of Neomonachus schauinslandi (Hawaiian monk seal), 2717 nucleotides long. It is a transcript of the gene TSPAN14, whose product is annotated as tetraspanin 14. Bases 254 to 1066 code for a protein of 270 amino acids. Gene Ontology annotation, biological process: regulation of vascular endothelial growth factor signaling pathway; protein maturation; protein localization to plasma membrane. The record is from RefSeq and is a predicted model, not a curated record. Gene Ontology annotation, cellular component: membrane. The transcript is spliced from 9 exons. NCBI's taxonomy places the organism in Eukaryota, Metazoa, Chordata, Mammalia, Carnivora, Phocidae.